This is a messenger RNA of Daldinia childiae, 3348 nucleotides long. RefSeq names its product Vacuolar protein sorting-associated protein 54, chloroplastic. Gene Ontology annotation, biological process: Golgi to vacuole transport; retrograde transport, endosome to Golgi. Gene Ontology annotation, molecular function: syntaxin binding. Gene Ontology annotation, cellular component: GARP complex. The record is from RefSeq and is a predicted model, not a curated record. Lineage: Eukaryota; Fungi; Ascomycota; Sordariomycetes; Xylariales; Hypoxylaceae. The coding region runs from base 1 to 3348 and encodes 1115 amino acids. The transcript is spliced from 2 exons.
AUGUUCUCCAACGCAGAAGCUCGCAAGUCCGUCGACAGCCUACCACCUCUAUCACCCACCGCCCGAUCCGAAUUCCCAUUUCAUCGACAAGGCUCCGUUGCUUCGCAUGCCACAGCACGACGAGGCUCGACUGCGAGCUCCAUACACUCUAUUCGCUCUAUUGGGGGUCAUCUCGAUACAUCAAGUAGUUGGUCGCAAACUGUUCACGAAACGGGACAAAAUGCUAUCUCUACCUUACUUCAACCACCGAUAGUCCGGACGGGUCUACUACCACAUACAUCCGCUCCCGCUUCUAGUGCUCAUAAACCGCCCACCGCGCGAGAUAUACCACCUGUUACGUUAACCAACAUACCUCACGUCGAUCCUUCCGAGUUCAAACCUUACCUGACACAGGUUGGAGCUCUUUAUGAACAGCUGAGGCGUGUAAAAGAGAGCGACGAUGACGGAAGUGAGCAUGUAUUUGGACGUGGUAGGGCCGAAGAGUUUGCAAGUGCUGUAGACGAUGGGCGUCUAAAACCGGGCAGUCGUCCUUCCAGCUCUCGAAAAGUGUCAGGAUCUUCGAUUAGGUCGAUAUCACCGAUUGAAUCACCUACGGUACGCCCGAUGCGUAGAAGAUCUAGUUCUAGCUUUAGCCGGAAAAUAGCGAGCCAGGGUCCGCCACCCUUAUCUACCAUUCCGAACGUCUACUUCGAUGAUGAUUUUCAUCUAGAGAAUCCUCGCACAUUUGAUGUUGUUAGCGAACGAUCCGAGGUCGUACGGCCACCUCCUGGUUCUAUAGGAGAGAAAAAUGCUUCUAAUGGGGAUGUACCGGCUCCCCGUAAAACCCUCGCUACGAAUGCGAUAUUACAGGAAAAAUUAUCAUGGUAUAUGGAUACUAUCGAAAUGCACCUCAUCUCGUCUAUAUCAACGGCUUCUACAACAUUCUUUACAGCUUUAGGGUCGUUAAGAGAAUUACACUCCGAGGCAGCUGAAUCGGUAGAAAGGAUAAAGACGCUACGGCAAGAGCUCGAGACCCUCGACCAAGAGAUUGCCACCAAUGGAUUGGAAAUCGUCCAAAAGCAACGACGACGCGAGAAUCUACAGCAGCUAAAUGACGCCGUAAAACAGUUGAAGGAGAUUGUUCAAUCAGUCGCGGCAUGUGAAGCUUUGGUAGACUCAGGGGAGGUCGAAAAAGCAUUGGAGAGUAUCGAUUCUCUUGAGAAAUUAAUUGCUGGCGAGCGGAUACCACGCUACGGAAAGAUUGAAAAUCAUGAUUAUCAGUUGUGUGAUCUCAGAGACGCCGUUGCCCUCCAGGGCGUGAACGGUGACAUUUCUACUCUUCGAUUCCGCAUAGGCAAAGCGCUUGAGACUAAAUUUAUCGAUAUAUUGUUAGGUGAUUUGAAGCACCAUGUUGAUACCGUCUCAUCCCAGGAGGUUUUACUGAGGUGGAGCAGUUCAGCCAUGCGAUCUCGCGGUGUACCCAGCAGAGAAUCGACAGCGCAUCCGGCUUAUUUGGCCGCAACUGGAGGUCUCCGCGCCCAACUAAUGCCAAUUCUAGAUGGAUUGCACCGCUCCAAGCAUGUUACAAUUGCCAUAGCGUCCUAUCGAGAGGUCGUCCUACGGGAAAUCCGACAGCUCAUAAAACGGCCACUUCCGACUUCUAACGACGAUGACAAUGAAUCUGUAAUGUCUGCAUCUACAAUGAGCUCAAAGCGCCUAACUCAGCAGGAAAAAUCAUCUAUCCUCGCACGGAAUCUUCGAGCGCUUGACGAACAAGAUGCUGAGGCUCUCUUCGUCAAGAUGUAUAUUAGCGUCACAGAGACACUGCGGAGGCUGAGCACUCAGGUCAAAGUGCUAUUUGAUGUUGCGAGCUCCAUGGGUCAGCAGCCCAUAGAUUUCGAGGCUGGCCUGAAGUCACCGCCUCCUCUAAAAUCACCUCCUCUUAAUAGCGCAAAUCGCGAUUUGCAGGAGGAUAUCCACUUAACCAUGGACCUAGCAAACCUUUACGGACAGGCGGUUGAUGUCUCCCAGGAAAAGAUCGUAAAAGUGCUUCGCGUCCGAUCUGAACAAAGUUCACAUCUCCCUUUGAUAUGGUUCUUGCGGUACUUUACGCUUAACCUGUACUUUGCAAACGAGUGCGAAGCAAUUUCUGGUCGAAGCGGAACCUCACUAAAAAACAUCGUUAACUCCCAAAUUAAAGAUUUCAUCCAGUCACAUGGCGAUGCAGAGAAGCAAAAAUUGGCCCAAGGCAUGGAAUCUGAUCAGUGGAGCGCUAAAGAUUUCACUGACGAAAACACCAUCUUACUCAAACGUAUACUAGACAGUAGUACGAGGGAUAGUGAUGCCUGGUUAGAAGGAAGCAAGAUCUGGACACCGUUCUCUGAAGCGGAUAGCAAGCAGAGCUCCAACGGGCGACCUCGGGCUGAAUCUAAUGGCGCAACGAAGGAGAGGACAAGAAGUGCCAUAAUAGACGGCGAGACGUUUAUACUACCCAAUUCAGCAAUAUUAUGCAUAGAAGGGAUGUCUCAUUUCUUACAUCUCAUAUCUGGAAUUCCGUCCAUGGCAUCUGACGUAUCCAGCUCUCUAAUCGGGUACUUGCAACUUUUUAAUUCUCGGUGCACACAACUUAUCCUCGGCGCGGGCGCCACUCGUUCAGCAGGCCUGAAAAACAUCACGACGAGACAUCUAGCCCUCGCCUCGCAAGCUCUAGCAUUUAUCUCUACGCUUAUUCCUCACGUCCGCGAAUUCGUUCGCCGGCAUGCGGGUUCAGGUCCCAACGUCAACCAUGGCAACGUUGCUAACCUCAUGGGUGAGUUCGACAAGGUUAAGCGCCUUUUCCAAGAACACCAAAACAGCAUAUAUGACAAGCUAGUCGAGAUCAUGAGCGGCCGCGCCUCGGCUCAUGCAAAGAGUAUGAGGGCGCUCGACUGGGACCAGAAGACCGAAUCAACUGUGAAUCUAUACAUGGAAACGCUGGUUAAGGAGACGGUCACGCUUCAUAGAGUGCUCACAAAACAUCUGCCAGAAGGCACUGUAAGAUUGAUCAUGACGCCCGUCUUUGACAGUUACAAGAGCCAGGUGGGCAAAACGUUACAGGGAUUGGAACCUAAGACCGAGACAGGUAUCAAACGGAUGGAAUCCGAUAUCGAAUACCUCAUCAGCCGACUAAGCAAGAUAGACGGCUUUAGAGACACGGGGGAUAGUCUACUCGGCAUCAUCAAGACGAAGAAGCCAGAGAAACAGCCGGAGCCUCCCGCGUCAGAUGAUAAGCCCGAAUCGCCCAAACCAAAUGACAGCAAAUCAGAAGAAAACAGCGCCAACGGAGAGAAUGCAGGUGAAACUGCAGAAAAGACUACGGAGAGCAAUUAA